Molecule: messenger RNA, 499 nt
Organism: Medicago truncatula (barrel medic)
Lineage: Eukaryota; Viridiplantae; Streptophyta; Magnoliopsida; Fabales; Fabaceae
Product: SEED MATURATION PROTEIN 1
Exons: 2
Coding region: 87-404 (105 amino acids)
Biological process (GO): seed dormancy process
Source: RefSeq, a predicted model, not a curated record
CCUUCAUCUUUCAAAUCAAAACUCUACUCAUAAAUAAACAACAUAGUAAUUGAAUUACUUAAUUGCAAGUAGUUUAAUCACUUACCAUGGCGAAAAGCAAAGAUGAUAUAAAAUAUGGAACAGCACAAGCAAAGCUAUCAGAAGAUGAAGUACUGAGGGUACGCUACAAGCAUGGUACACCACUUGAAGGAGGAAAGAUUGCAGAUUCUGAACCAGUUGAUUUGUUUUCAAGUGCACAAAAUAUUUCAAAGAGUGAUCAACAACAACAAACUGCAGAUUCUAAUCAAUCUCAGUUGCAACGUGAUGACACAAAAGAUGGAGAAGGAGAUUCUACUGAUUUCACUCCUGGUGCUCCUUGUUUACCUCACAAGAACAAGCCUCAAACACUUGGUCAUAAAUUUUAAUGAUAAAAUAAGAACAUAGAAGUAUUAAUUAUGUGUUCCAUAUGUAUAUUAAUUUUAACUUUUGUGUGUGUUUUCUGAUACCCUUUUGUUACCUA